Molecule: messenger RNA, 3643 nt
Organism: Salvelinus namaycush (lake trout)
Lineage: Eukaryota; Metazoa; Chordata; Actinopteri; Salmoniformes; Salmonidae
Product: DNA-directed RNA polymerase II subunit RPB1
Exons: 11
Coding region: 105-1361 (418 amino acids)
Source: RefSeq, a predicted model, not a curated record
UACCAUCUCCGGUCACUGCGUGAAUCUCCUCCCGGAAAAUAGAGAGAGACACUGUUAUGAGGAGAAAAACAGCAAAAUAAUCACCUGGAUUCUUUCAUAUCAAGAUGAUGUGGAGUCUUUGGAUCCUGCUGGGCACUGUUCUCAGUGUGGAUGGCUACGUGGUGCCCGACCUGCACAAGCGUCUGUCCCACGGGCGUCAGCUGAAGAUCUACCUCCCGAAGAGUGCUGAGAAGCUGGAGUUCACCCCUGCUGCAGAGCCCCUGAAGACAUACCAGUACUGGGACCGUGGAUCCCGGUCCACCAGGGGAAAAGUGUCUGGGACAGGAACCGACAGGAGCUGGUAUCUGGACCAAGUGACUUACAAGGACCAGGGGACCUAUGUCCAGAGAGACUACUGGAACAAGGAGAUCUCCUCGCUCAAAGUGGCCGUGACCACCAGGCGCGAGUACACAAAGUGCGUGGCGGGCGAGGAACUCCACAUCUCAUUGGAGGGCAUCGACCAGGCCGACGCCACGCUCUCCUUCUCAGGCGCCAACGUCAACGUCACCCUGGUGCAUGAUGGGGCAGUGGUGGCCCAGGACCUCCCGGACUACUGGAACCGGGUCAAGUCCCUUUCCACCAAGAUCAGCAUCCAGAAGGUCAACACCUCGGACGUGGGCCACUACACGCUGAAGGACACGAGAGACCGGGUGGUCUCCAUCGUCAGGAUGGAACUCACCGACAAACAUGAGAAUGAAGCAGGCAACCCCCUCAUGGCCCUCCUCCUCCUGCUUGGUAUCCCCGCCAGUAUCUGCUUCUGUUGCCGGAAGAGGAUCUUCAAGAACAAAUCCCCCGACACCACCGCCAUCCAACUGGACAACCCCGAGACUCUGCACCCCCCUCCCGGCUACAACACGCCCGGAGGAGGGGUGUCCCCUGGACCUGGUGUCCCGACGUUCUAUCAUGGCCCAGGCCCAGAUCCUAACAUGGGAGGUUACCCUCAGGUUUACCCUCCCCCCAACCCUGGGAUGCCAGGCCAGCCUCAAUGGACCAGACCCCCACCUCAACCAUGCUUCAACCCAGGCUACCCCCCCCAGGACCCUAUGUACCCCCCUGCCCAGCCCCCACAGUGGAAUGGCCCACCACCCAACCAGCCACAGUACAACCCUGGUGUUCCUCCGAUGGGGUAUGCGUCGGUGAUGUACAGCGCCCCCUCAGGGAAGGAGGAGAUAAAGAUGGAGAACAUGUCUCCUGCUGAUCCCCUCCUUGCCCAUCCACCACCCCAGGUCCCCCCGCCCGCCUCUGAAGCUCUGCACUCCACAGACGGAGCCUUCCAGGUCAACAUUGACACAGGGAAAAACGCCCCCACCAACUUCCUGUAGAACGCCUGUCGUCGGUCCAAUCGGGAGCGGCCUUAGUAAUGUUGCCACGGCUCCGUCUCGAAUACGGUGCAAUGGCUUCCUUUCUCCUCUCCUUGACUGUGACCACUUCUAUAAAUGGAUAGGAGAGGAAGCAGUAUGUUGUAGAUGUAACUGUGACCUAGACAUUGCCCCUCAGUUCCCCUAUCCAGCCUUUUCUGGUGAGUGUUGUACUGUUUUCUGACAUAAGACAUAUUAUUAUACCUUUUAAAAAGGCAUAUUUAGAUGACCCCUGUUAAACCAUGGGGCCUGUUUGCCAUUCAAAUUAGGGAGGUGUUAAACAAUGGAAGUGUUAAUGAAUUUCCCUGCAAAAAACAGAUCCAUUCUCACAGAUACCUGUUUUUUGGUUACAGGGUCUGGAAAAAACAGGUUUCAUUACUAGGUCUCGAGGUGGUUUUUAAAUGUACCCAUGUUUUUUUUUUUACUCCCUACCCCAUUCACAUAUACAAAAAAGAAAGUAACCAAAUGUAAAAAGAAGGGUUUUUGUCUCUGUGUAAAUGGGAUAUUAGUGAAGGAAAGGAGAUCAUUUAAAAGGACUAUUUCCUGUAUAGCUGUGAUGAAGUCAGUCAAAAUGUCUGGGGGGAAAAAAACUUGUCUGAAACCGAAUCAGAGGCCAUGAUCCCUACCCUUCUCCAGAAGUGUGCGCUGACUCACUCCCUCUCAAGCAUUUAAGCAUUGGAUUGGUGCAAAAAAUGUCUUGAGGGAGUUUCCACCAUAUUCCCAGUCCAUUUAUUUUUAGAAGUGGAGUGGACAAGAGAUUUGGAAUGUAGCCAGUGUGUAGCCCAUAGAGAAUGAGAGGCCUCUAGUGGCCAAAAGGCAGUAUUGGCAUGGGCAGCGCCAUUGAGGGCUUCCACCAAUUUAAUGUAUGGCAUCUAUCAAACACUGGUCGUGUUCCCCUGCUGAGACGUUGCAUGCAUCAACCAAUGGUUGCGUGCCACGUCAUCGAUUGUGCCGUCGUGCACAGUCGAUAACAUGUGGUUAGCUGAUAAGUAAAAUAGCUAUCCAAGAGUUGUAUGAUCUGGCAUUCGUCAGCAAUGUCUGAGGAGAGGAACACAACCGAUAACUGCCUUUCAGGGUUCUACUGGAACCAAAAAGGGUUCUACCUGGAACCAAAAAUAGGGACAGCCGAAGAACCUUUUUGGAAAUGUUUUUCUAAGUGUAUCAUAAUCCAAUCAGAACCCACAUCACUCCUAAUCAUACAAUCAGAAGGCGCUAGGACAACUCAUCAUCCACUCAGGGUAGACCAAGCAAAGCUCUCCGCCAGUCAGGUAGCUACUUCCUGUUGUGUAUAUUUAAACAGUUGUGUGUGUGUGUGUGUGUGUGUGUGUGUGUGUGUGUGUGUGUGUGUGUGUGUGUGUGUGUGUGUGUGUGUGUGUGUGUGUGUGUGUGUGUGUGUGUGUGUGUGUGUGUGUGUGUGUGUGUGUGUGUAUAUAUAUGCAAAUACGAUCAGAAAUGCCUUUACUUGCCAAAGUAUAGCUGUUUGUCAUUAUAUGCAUGGUGCAUCAUUUUAGUUCUACAUAUGAAACUACUGUCAUUUCAACAGUAGAGUCAAAUAACUGUUUAGGCAGUUUAUUAAUACACUGGGAGGGCGCUAUUUUAUCUGCAUCCCCCUCAAAAGUAGUGUACUAUAGGGUGCCAUUUGCAACACGUGUCUUGGUUUAAAAGGCACAUUUUGGUAUUUAAAUAUAAAAUCCUAUUAUCGUAUUUAAUGUAUUUUAAAUAAUGAAGCACUCCUGAAGGUUUUACAGGCAGUGGGCGCGUUCGAGCGGAUCACUUUUUUGUCCACUUUUGUCAAGUCGGUGGCCAUCGUUGGUCACCACCUUUUCAAAGUGUGAUGCAUUAUGGGGAUAAAAAUGAUCCCACUUGUGCCUACAUAUCGACUGCAUGAACUUGACAAAAACCAUGUGAUCAAAGGUCAUGAAGUUUUGACUGCAAGUUUCUGCAGUUGCUCUUCACCAACUUCAUCCUGCAGCCGUCACCUGCAUUGUGGGAUGCUCUAUUGUCAACCAAUCAUUAGGGUGUUUUUGUUUGACCCACACGAACGUGACCAAAGACAUGACUGAAACAGGAACCAACUUUGCCUUGAUUUAUGUAUACAGUGGAUAUAUACAAAAUGAAUGUGACAUGAGUCUCUCUCAUUGUUUGUACAAUGUACACACAUGAUUUCAAAUUAUGAUUGUGUGAUAUGGGAGUUGGAGACAUUAUUAUUUUAACGUUAUAAAGAAAUACUUUUAUAACAAUGGCAA